GGAAGCGCAUCCUCCUCACCAUGAACGCGCAGCUGAGCAUGGAGGCGAUCGGAGAGCUGCACGGGGUGAGCCACGAAGCCGUGCCCGCCCCGGCCGACCUGCUGGGCGGCAGCCCCCACGCGCGCGGCUCCGUGGCGCACCGAGGCGGCGGGCACCUGCCCCCCGCGCACCCGCGCUCCCUCGGCAUGGCGAGCCUGCUGGACGGCGGGGCGGGCGGCGGCGGCGGCGGCGGGGGCAGCGACUACCAUCACCACCAUCACCACCGCGGCCCCGAGCACAGCCUGGCGGGCCCCCUGCACCCCACCAUGACCAUGGCCUGCGAGACCCCGCCGGGCAUGAGCAUGCCCACCACCUACACCACCCUCACCCCGCUGCAGCCGCUGCCGCCCAUCUCCACCGUGUCCGACAAGUUCCCGCACCACCACCACCACCACCACCACCAUCACCACCACCACCCGCACCCGCACCAGCGCCUGGCGGGCAACGUGAGCGGCAGCUUCACGCUCAUGCGGGACGAGCGCGGGCUGGCCUCCAUGAACAACCUCUACACCCCCUACCACAAGGACGUGGCCGGGAUGGGGCAGAGCCUGUCCCCCCUGGCGGGCUCCGGCCUCGGGGGCCUCCACAACUCCCAGCAGGGGCUGCCCCAUUACGCGCACCCGGGCGCCGCUAUGCCCGCCGACAAGAUGCUCACGCCGAACGGUUUCGAAGCCCACCACCCUGCCAUGCUCGGCCGGCACGGCGAGCAGCACCUCACGCCCACCUCCGCCGGCAUGGUGCCCCUCAACGGCCUUCCCCCGCACCACCCGCACGCCCACCUGAACGCGCAGGGCCACGGGCAGCUCCUGGGCACCGCGCGGGAGCCCAACCCCUCGGUCACCGGCGCGCAGGUCAGCAACGGGAGCAGCUCGGGCCAGAUGGAGGAGAUCAACACCAAGGAGGUGGCCCAGAGGAUCACCACGGAGCUCAAGCGCUACAGCAUCCCGCAGGCCAUUUUCGCGCAGCGGGUGCUCUGCCGCUCGCAGGGCACCCUGUCCGACCUGCUGCGGAACCCCAAACCCUGGAGCAAACUCAAGUCGGGACGGGAGACCUUCCGGAGGAUGUGGAAGUGGCUGCAGGAGCCCGAGUUCCAGCGCAUGUCUGCGCUCCGCCUAGCAGCAUGCAAGAGAAAAGAGCAAGAACAUGGGAAGGAUAGAGGCAAUACACCCAAAAAGCCCAGGUUGGUGUUCACAGAUGUCCAGCGUCGAACUCUACAUGCAAUAUUCAAGGAAAACAAGCGUCCAUCCAAAGAAUUGCAGAUCACCAUCUCCCAGCAGUUGGGGUUGGAGCUGAGCACUGUCAGCAACUUCUUCAUGAAUGCGAGGAGGAGGAGUCUGGAUAAAUGGCAGGAUGAGGGCAACUCGAAUUCAGGCAACUCCUCUUCUUCAUCAAGCACUUGUACCAAAGCAUGAAGGAAUAACCACAAACUGAAACCUCGGUGGAAAAGCUUUAAAUUAAAAAAAAUUUUUUUAAAUUACCAGGACUUCAAGAUAGCAGGUUUAUACUUAGAAAUAUUUGAAGAAAAAAAAUGUUAUUUAUAGUCCAAAGAAACCAAAGACUUAGCUCACCUGCAUUCUGACUUUGUUGAAUACACAAUUCAGCAGUGUGAUGACUUAGCAAGAAAAAAAUGAUGAACAGGAUAACACCACUGGAUAUCACACCUUCGAUCCAUGAUCAUUCUCACUGUGCUUGGCUGUUUACUGGGAUGGAGCAUAGUGAUUUUUGUGUCACCAGGUUCUACUGCCCCAUGAAGGUGUACAGUCUCAGUACUACAUGUGUGUGUGGGUAUUCACGAAUGUAUACACACAUAUGUGCAUACUCAUCCACCCGCCAUCACCACCCACAGUGGUUAGGGAUUUGAGUAGGGCUGGUCUUCAGGAAGAGUUGUGCUGUCAGAGUGCAACCAACAUAGUUUGGGGUUGUCCAACUUCAUUGGAUUAGGGGUGUGUGAUUUUGCGCAUUUCGCCUAGUGUUUGAACCUGCCGGGCCUACAACUUAAAUGCAGAUUCAAAACCAGAAAGGAAAAAUUUGAAUGACACCUAAACCAGUGCAUUCUCUUUGUUUGUUAAGAAAUGUUCAGAUAUUUUUUAAGAAAUGAAACAAGAGUCCAUUCAUUCAGGAAAAAAAAAUUACCUAGGUACCAAAGAACACAAUGUUAUAGUGCAGGUAUUUUAUUGCAGUGAUUUUAAUAACCAAAGCUAUUUUUACACAAGAUACUAUGUAAAGUUAUACAUAUGAACUGAUCUCGCUAUCAUUCACAUGCCGCAGAGAAUCCUGGCUCUUAUUUAUGACUCUUGAAGCAUUUUGAAAUAUUAGUUUUCAGAACUGGCAAGAAAGAAUGUAGCUUCAGGGAAGCAAUUAAUAUCAUAACAGAGAGGUCAAUGCACUGUACUUGUACAUCCAGAUGGCAUGCUCCCUUUCAGGAUGCAUAAAUGUCACUUAAGAAGACAGCUAGACAUAAUUCCAUAAUCUGUUCAGACCUGAGAAGAC
Molecule: messenger RNA, 2529 nt
Organism: Suncus etruscus (white-toothed pygmy shrew)
Lineage: Eukaryota; Metazoa; Chordata; Mammalia; Eulipotyphla; Soricidae
Gene: ONECUT1
Product: one cut homeobox 1
Exons: 2
Coding region: 21-1451 (476 amino acids)
Biological process (GO): regulation of transcription by RNA polymerase II
Cellular component (GO): nucleus
Molecular function (GO): DNA-binding transcription factor activity, RNA polymerase II-specific; RNA polymerase II cis-regulatory region sequence-specific DNA binding
Source: RefSeq, a predicted model, not a curated record